Artibeus jamaicensis (Jamaican fruit-eating bat) is the source of this 4779-nucleotide messenger RNA. RefSeq names its product solute carrier family 26 member 5 (gene SLC26A5). Gene Ontology annotation, molecular function: oxalate transmembrane transporter activity; chloride transmembrane transporter activity; secondary active sulfate transmembrane transporter activity. Bases 356 to 2581 code for a protein of 741 amino acids. The transcript has 21 exons. The record is from RefSeq and is a predicted model, not a curated record. Lineage: Eukaryota; Metazoa; Chordata; Mammalia; Chiroptera; Phyllostomidae. Gene Ontology annotation, biological process: transmembrane transport. Gene Ontology annotation, cellular component: membrane.
AGCGGCACGGCGUCCGAGGUGGCAGAGGCUCCGGAGCGCAGCGCGGCGGCGGCUCCGCCCAGGGCAGCCCCGGGCAGCGCGGGCCGGGCCUAGGAGCCAGCUCUCAUCCCCACUGACCAAGGUUUUAUUGAACUGCACCAGACCGCCCAGCAGGGGACCCUGUCCCCUUCCACCUUGUGCUUCAUAUUAGAUCUGGAAGAAGAAAAAAAACAGUGUGUGUGUGACUGUCAGAUCAGUCAAAGAGAGAUGGACAUGAGUUCACAAAACAUGGCAAGGCAUUAAGGAGGAAACAUAGAACAAGGUGACACUCGGGAAAUGCUUGUCUCAUGCUGUUGGUGAAUAAUUUCUGAGUACUAUGGAUCAUACUGAAGAGAAUGAAAUCCUUGCAGCAACCCAGAGGUUCUGUGUGGACAGGCCAGUCUUCAGUCAUCUGGUCCUCCAGGAGAGGCUGCACAAGAAGGACAAGAUUCCAGAUUCCAUUGGGGAUAAGCUGAAACAAGCAUUCACAUGUACACCUAAGAAAAUAAGAAAUAUCAUCUAUAUGUUCUUACCCAUCACUAAAUGGCUGCCAGCAUACAAAUUCAAAGAGUACGUGCUAGGUGACUUGGUCUCAGGCAUAAGCACUGGGGUGCUGCAGCUCCCUCAAGGUUUAGCCUUCGCAAUGUUGGCGGCUGUGCCUCCGGUGUUUGGCCUGUACUCUUCAUUUUACCCUGUUAUCAUGUAUUGUUUUUUUGGAACCUCCAAACACAUAUCCAUAGGUCCAUUUGCUGUUAUUAGCCUGAUGAUUGGUGGUGUGGCUGUUCGAUUAGUACCAGAUGAUAUAGUCAUUCCAGGAGGAGCAAACGCAACCAAUGGUACAGAAGCAAGAGAUGCUUUAAGAGUGAAAGUCGCCAUGUCUGUGACCUUACUUGCAGGAAUCAUUCAGUUUUGCCUAGGUGUCUGCAGGUUUGGAUUUGUGGCCAUAUAUCUCACAGAGCCCCUGGUGCGUGGCUUUACCACGGCGGCAGCUGUGCAUGUCUUUACCUCCAUGUUAAAAUACCUAUUUGGAGUCAAAACAAAGCGGUACAGUGGGAUCUUUUCAGUGGUAUAUAGUACAGUUGCUGUGUUGCAGAAUGUUAAAAACCUCAACGUGUGUUCCCUAGGCGUCGGGCUGAUGGUUUUUGGGUUGCUGUUGGGUGGCAAGGAGUUUAAUGAGAGAUUUAAAGAGAAACUGCCGGCACCCAUUCCUUUAGAGUUCUUUGCGGUGGUAAUGGGAACUGGCAUUUCAGCUGGGUUUAGCUUGCACGAGUCGUACAACGUGGACGUCGUUGGAUCACUUCCUCUGGGGCUUCUACCUCCAGCCAAUCCAGACACCAGCCUCUUCCACCUCGUGUAUGUGGAUGCCAUCGCCAUAGCCAUUGUUGGGUUUUCAGUGACCAUCUCUAUGGCCAAGACCCUGGCAAAUAAACAUGGCUACCAGGUUGAUGGCAAUCAGGAGCUCAUUGCGCUGGGACUGUGCAAUUCCACGGGUUCACUCUUCCAGACUUUCGCAAUUUCAUGCUCCUUGUCUCGGAGCCUUGUUCAGGAGGGGACUGGAGGGAAGACACAGCUUGCAGGUUGUUUGGCCUCGUUAAUGAUUCUGAUGGUCAUAUUAGCCACUGGAUUCCUCUUUGAAUCGUUACCCCAGGCUGUGCUGUCUGCCAUUGUGAUCGUCAACCUGAAAGGAAUGUUUAUGCAAUUCUCAGAUCUUCCCUUUUUCUGGAGAACCAGCAAAAUAGAGCUGACCAUCUGGCUUACCACUUUUGUUUCCUCCUUGUUCCUGGGAUUGGACUACGGUUUGAUUACUGCCGUGAUCAUCGCACUGAUGACUGUGAUUUACAGGACACAGAGUCCAAGCUACAAAGUCCUUGGACAGCUUCCUGACACAGAUGUGUAUAUUGACAUAGACGCAUAUGAGGAGGUAAAAGAAGUCCCUGGAAUAAAAAUAUUCCAAAUAAAUGCCCCAAUUUAUUAUGCAAAUAGUGACUUGUAUAGCAGUGCAUUAAAAAGAAAGACUGGAGUGAACCCAUCCCUUAUCAUGGGAGCAAGAAGAAAGGCCAUGAAGAAGUACGCUAAGGAGUUCGGGACUGCAAACAUGGCCAAUGCAACCGUCGUCAAAGUGGAUGCAGAAGUAGAUGGAGAAGAUGGUACAAAGCCUGAAGGAGAAGAAGAUGAGAUCAAGUACCCCCCAAUAGUCAUCAAGAGCACCUUCCCUGAAGAGCUGCAGAGGUUCAUGCCCCCCACGGAUAAUAUCCACACCAUCAUUCUGGACUUCACACAAGUCAAUUUUAUUGAUUCCGUUGGUGUAAAAACUCUGGCAGGGAUUGUAAAAGAAUAUGGAGAUGUCGGCAUUUAUGUGUAUUUAGCAGGAUGCAGUCCACAAGUUGUGAAUGACCUCACACAAAACCUAUUUUUUGAAAAUCCUGCCUUAUGGGAGCUGCUGUUCCACAGCAUUCACGACGCAGUUUUAGGGAGCCAACUUCGAGAGGCACUUGCAGAACAGGAAGCCUUAACUCCUCCGCCCCAGGAGGACACGGAGCCCAAUGCCACUCCUGAGGCGUGAGGAACUCAGCCUGGGACGGUGUAUGAGCCUCUCCUGAAACUACUCAUUUACACAUUUUAAAUACCAGACAAUAGAUUUUUUUUUCAAAGGGUAAAUACACAUAGUCAAGGCUUGAUCUGGAGGGUGAAUGAUGCCUAGCAAGAUGUACCUUACUUGUGUGUGUUUUUUAAUUGACUACUUCAAGAUAAACUGGCCUUCACCUGCAUUUAUUGUGCAGUGACAUCUCUGUUACUUUUUAGUAUUAUCUUUGUCAGCCAAGCACUUAAGAAUUUUUCCUUUUAAGUACCUUACCUACAAAUCAGAUAUGCUGUCACCAGAUGGGUGGUGGUUCCUUGCUUUCAUACUUGCUGGUCUACAGAUAUUCUGUAACUAGAGUUAUCAAACAGUAGUGGCAUACCCAGUUUUCUGGAAGUUCUUUCCAAAUAACCAUUUGUUUUUAUAGAAGCAAUGUAAGUGCAUUACAGAAAAUCCAGACUAGCAAAAAUAAGAAAAUAAAAAUACUAUAUUGCUACCAGUUGAGGAUUAUUGCUAACACCUUAAUGUAUCCUGUCAGAUCUUUAUGCAUACAUAUUUACAUCUUUUAACCAAAAUACAAUCACACUCUACAGUGUCUGUAACCUAUUUUUUCUCAUUCCAGAACAUUUUUACCUCAGAUCGUAUUCAAAUUUCACCCACUUGUCCCCAAAUCUGUAGUUGAUUUGUCCAAACUAGUAUCCAUUGUGUGACCUUACACCACAACUGGUCAUGUCCCUUUAAGUCCCUAAGUGUAUCUUAAUCUAGCACAGUCCCUUUUGGGAUGACAUGGACUUGUUAACAAGCCUGGGGCAGUUGUCCUGGAGAAUCCCAUACUGGUCAUGUAUCCACGUGCUUCCCCAAGGUGUUAUUUAGCUUGUCCUUUUAUUUUCUGAACUACCUGUGAUCUAGAAGUUACAUCUGUAGGCCUCAUGGAUUUGAAUAAAACAUUUUUUGUUAGAAUAUAUCAUAGAUGAGACACAGGCUUCAAAUUGCAUCACAUCAGAAAAAAACAUACUGUGUAGUUGACCCUACCAUUAACAACACUGAGGUGAAUACACUGGAUUAACAGAACAGCCUAAUCCCCCAAUUGUGUUUUCACCCUUGUGGUUAGUGAGUUAUCUGCAUGGUGUUCCUUUGGCACGGAAUAAAUUCCCAGUUCCCCAUUAGCCAUUCACCUGGGAGUUUUAACACCUAGUGGUAAUCUUUGCCUGAAUCAGUAAAUAUUAAGGUUUGUGAAUUUUUUCUCUGAUUUUCUUAUUUCUUCUGCAUUUAUUAGUUGGUGUUUUUAUGUAAAUUAUUAUAGCUUUCCUUCCUCAACUUGAGCUAUUUAGUCAUCCUUAAAUACAGUUCUUAUUGGAAAGGCAGGUUUGAUUUUUCCAUUUAAUUAUCAAAUUCAAAGAAAGAAGUUGGUUUCAUAAAUAGAUGGUGACAAAUUAGGUUCUUUUCAAUUUCUUUUUUGGUGUAAUUAUAGACUCGUGAAUUUUUAUAUUUUAAUGUGUUUCAGUCUGUUAUUCUUUUUGGUGCUAAAAUUGUCACAACUGUGACCAGUAGGAGCCCCUAGAAAUGUUGUUGCUAGUAGCCUAAAGACCCUGUAUUUAAGAAAACUAACUCCAAAGUAUAACAUCUUCCUUAGAAGUCCAUAAGAGUUAUUUACUUAACUCCUCAUCAAAUGCAGUUUUAAGCCUAUGAAUGAGUAAAAUGCUUAUUUUCAAGUACUCUUUAUAGUUGUUACAAAGGAGUGAGGGAGACCAUUAAGACAAUUUGUCAUCAAAAGUUCUUAUUCUUACAAUAUUAACAGAUCACUGUAAUUCAAAGCACAAGUAUUAAUUGGCUAACCUGCCUACGGUCUCCCCUGAUAAGAUUUCCUGCUAAUAUUCAGUUUGUCUUUUUUAUACUUUUUAAAAAAUGUUUUCUUAUUGAUUCCUUAUUUUAGUUUUCAUGAAGAAAACACUGGCAGGAGAAAAGUGGUCACAUCCCAGGAAAGUACUACACUGGCAUAGGUCUACUCAAAACCAAACUCUGUGGUUUGUUUGCUUUAACUCCAAUGAGGUUUCUCAUUAUUUUACUAAUUUAAUUCAAAGUAAACCCCUUCUUUCUAAUCAAUUCUUUACCUAGCUAUACAGGGAAGUUAGAUAUACAUUCAGUUAUUUCCUUGGCAAUCAUCACACACAAGAUCCAAUACA